This is a messenger RNA of Aspergillus ruber CBS 135680, 7023 nucleotides long. Its product is annotated as CCR4-NOT core subunit CDC39. Gene Ontology annotation, biological process: nuclear-transcribed mRNA catabolic process, deadenylation-dependent decay. NCBI's taxonomy places the organism in Eukaryota, Fungi, Ascomycota, Eurotiomycetes, Eurotiales, Aspergillaceae. The transcript has 4 exons. Gene Ontology annotation, cellular component: CCR4-NOT core complex; P-body. Gene Ontology annotation, molecular function: molecular adaptor activity. Bases 1 to 7023 code for a protein of 2340 amino acids. The record is from RefSeq and is a predicted model, not a curated record.
AUGACCUUCCCUCCCCCUCCCCCUUCCUCCCAAUCGUCGAUUGCUUCUGGCACCGAUAAGUCUUCUUCGACCAGGCCUACCCGGGCACAGCAAUCUGCUUGGGGCCCGUCGUCCGCGUCUCAGUCCAACCUCCGCCGUGGGUUGACCCCCCUCGCGACCUCCAACCUCACCUCGUCAUCGAUCCCCUCUUCCAACUCCCGCGGGCUUCCUCAGUCGAGCAGUCCUGGCCCUGGUGCUUCAACUUCUUCUCCCUUGACUUCAUCCUUUUCCGCCGUGCUGAGUUCCACAAGGGGUCUUUCUGGUGGUCGUAACGCGCCCUCGCCUGCCUCCACUUCGUCGCCUUUUGCCGCCUUCCAGUCUGGCUCGCAGCAGCAACUCCAACAGCAACACCAGCAACCAGGACAGUCAGUGUCCUCUCCCAAAUUCAGAGCCCACACCCCUUCAGGGUCACAUUUAGCUUCCACGGCAGGCUCUAUCCUAGGCGGUGGAGGCAUCGGGGGAGGCGGAGGUGGCACCAGUUCUUCCAGAGGCGCUGUCUUCUCUCCGUUAUCCACAACAGUGAAUUCGCCUACGGGUUUCCCCUCUGACAAGCCGGGCUCGUCAGCCGCCGGAGCUGCAGCUCACGCAAGCCAGUCAUCGUUGACUAAAAUAUCCAUUGCACAAGUUUUCCUCCUUUUGGAUUCCAUUACAGAAAAGGAGGGCAAAGAGAAGUGGGAGACCAAAGCUGCUCAGAUACACAAACUUGUCGAGUCCAACGGAAUGGAGGUCUUUUCCAAGUACUUUCGGCGCCUUCUCACGGGCAAUGCCCCACAAAUCUUUCCUGGAGUAAACAAGUCCGUUGAGAAUGCAGGGAAUUAUCCACUCCUAUUUCAGGAGAUGCAGAAGGUGUCCCAGGACAUAGAACAAGCACAGAAGAUCGCAGAGACGAUUGACACCUCUGAGGGUGAUAUUUUCCGUGAUUUUGAUCUUUCUACAUUUCUUGAUCACUUUAAGCUUGACCCGCUCUCAAAAGUGGCGCUCGCACUGGCCUUCAAGACGGCCAGUAAGUCGGACCUGCGUGCUAAAGCUGAUGCCAUCCUUUCAAACUCCGUGACGCCGUUUCUACAGACCUUGGCGACUCCUUCCGAAUUGACCAAGGACCACACAACUUCAUUCAUUGGCAUGACGAUCGAGCGUUUCAUACUUUAUCCGCCACGAAAUUUCACCGACGAUGUGAAGGCCAAGCUUGUAUAUGCAGCAAACUUGCGUUAUCAGAAAUUGGCCAUGGACAUGCCUUUCGAAAUUUCGUCUUCCCUCCAAAUGUUCAACUUCAUCAACCCCCGGUAUACUCUAGUCAGGCAACUUCAUUCCAAGGGUCCGAAGGCAACAUCGACUCCGGAUGCCGUGAGUGAAGUCGUCAAUAUCUCUGGCCCCGAUUGCUGGAAUGAGGAGCACAUUGCUAGUGCACUCCUUUUUAUGGUUCUUUCACAGUAUUGGCGGCAAUUCUCCCUCGAGACUUACCUUUCAGCUGUCCAGUCGCAUUAUGGCGAACAACAGAUUAACUGGCCGCUCGUUCUCCGGCACUUUGAUCGCGAAGGCCUAAGGAUGGAUACCAACCAAUUUACCAGACUCUACGCCUCUCUUUCAGCCUUGGCCCCAGAGAAUCCGAGCUUAGAUGUUCAGAAACUGUGGGGUGGAGAUUGGGAACACCGUGAUACACAGAUGUCCUUUUUGAGAGCGUUCAUUGCUUCUCGAACCGAUGUUUCGCAGAUUCCGAGCCUCCGAGCCACUUUUCCCGCUGACUUCUUUGCUGACGGCCCGGAACUCGUCCGCCUUCAGGGUGAGCGUGCAGCCAAGUCGCCUCUCCGAUCUUUAGAUGCCAUGAAAGCCAUGUUCGACCUGGUUCUCUUUUCUCAAGCAUCCUGGGCUGCUGCUGAGAGCCAAAUUCUCAUCAAAACCCUCGUUCAAUACGACCUUCCGGUUUUUCUAUGCUCUGCAUUGGCUCUUCCACAACCUUGGACAGCUGUCCAACAGAGUUUCGUCUUGCGGACGCUUAUCGUAUUCAUCUUGAAGCAAGAAGAGGGCCAUCAACUUGCUCUCCAUGGUGCGUGGCGCCAGGACCGCCAAUGGGUCGCUGAGCAACUCUUCGCCACUUUUACACAGGAUCCGACUUCAACCGCUGCUAUUUACGAGCAUGCCAUGGAAUAUGGUUGGUUAGACUACCUCCUCGGUUAUACAAAUGGACUUGCUAUGGAUCUCGCUUGCUACGCUCAUCGUAAAGGCCCAUUUGACCUUGCCCAGUGGGUCCGAAACGCCGCCCAAAAAGGACCUAUGGACAUGGGUAGCUUGUUGUCAAAGUUCUUGAGGAUCAAGGCCGAAGAUGAACUCCAUGUUCAGAGGAAAGAACAGCCCGCCCCACAAAUGGUCAGUCUUUCUGUCAAGACCGUCUAUGCCCUGUUGUCGGUGCUGGAGGAGUUCGUUGGUGAUCGAGAAAACCUCACUCCGGUGCAGCGUAUUUGCAUUCAGACCUAUCCCAGACUGAUUAACUAUGGCGAAGGGUUUGAUGACAUUAUUGAUCUCAAUGGCGAAAAUGGAAAUUCGUUGCCCGAGGCUGUCGACAAGCAAAUGCAGGAACUUUUUGGCAAGAUGUACCACGAAGAGCUCUCGCUACGAGAGAUGCUGGAAUUGAUGAGACGAUAUAAAUCCUCCAAGGAGCCCGCUGAACAGGAUUUGUUUGCUUGCAUGGUACACGGGCUGAUUGACGAGUACCACUGCUACCACGAAUACCCCCUAGAGGCCUUGACCAAGACGGCGGUCAUGUUUGGCGGCAUCAUAAAUUUCCGACUUGUGGAUGGCAUCACACUCAAGGUUGGUUUGGGUAUGAUUUUGGAAGCUGUGCGAGAACACGAUGUACACGAUCCGAUGUACAAAUUUGGUGUUGAGGCUAUCGAGCAAUUGAUCAAUCGGCUUUCUGAGUGGGCGGGUUUCUGCCAUCUGCUUUUGCAAAUCCCAAGUUUACACGGCACGCCAAUCUCUCAGACAGCGGAGGAGGUUCUUCGUGAUCAGGGAGCACAGGCUCGUGAUUCUGAAGUUGAUGUCCUGGUCAACGGCAAUGUGGAGGAGCCCGCAGAUACCGAUGGAGUUCCCCGCAAAUUCCGUUCUGUUAAUGUUGGUCCUUUACUUCGACCAGAAAUCUAUCAGGAUCCGGAUGAAACGGUCCAGGAUAAAAUCCUUUUCGUCUUGAACAACGUGUCAGACAACAACUUGGAAGACAAGCUACAGGACCUUACCGAAGUGUUGCGCGACCAGCACCACCAAUGGUUCGCUUCGUAUUUGGUAGAAGAGCGUGCCAAACUGCAGCCAAAUUUCCAGCAGCUAUAUCUUGAUCUUCUUGAACGCCUUGACAGCAAGAUACUCUGGGCGGAGGUUCUGCGAGAGACAUAUGUCAGCGCCAGCAAGAUUCUCAAUUCGGAGGCGACUUUGAAUUCAUCUACCGACCGUGGCCAUCUGAAAAAUCUCGGCGCGUGGCUGGGUUCCCUUACCAUUGCCAAGGACAAACCCGUUAAACAUAAAGACGUCUAUUUCAAGGGUCUUCUGUUAGAAGGUUACGACAGCCAGCGCCUCACAAUCGUUAUUCCGUUCACCUGCAAGACACUUGUCCAGGCCACAAAAUCCACAGUUUUCAAGCCCCCGAACCCUUGGCUGAUGGACAUUCUCUCCUUGCUCCUAGAGCUAUACCACUUCGCCGAAUUGAAACUGAAUCUCAAGUUUGAGAUUGAGGUGUUGUGCAAGGAUCUUGAUCUUGACCAUAAAACAAUUGAGCCCUCUGUUAUCAUACGAGACCGUUCCGCUCACUUCGAAGAUGCCCUGUCGACGGCAAAUAUCCCUGAUGGCCUUGAAGCGUUCGAAGACAUGGCACUUAGCGGUAUUGGCCAGGGUGUCAGGAACGAACGACUUUCGCCUGCUGCGAUAAUGUCCUCUCUACCCAGUUUAGACAAGAUCCUUGUUCUGCCGUCUUCGGCGAGCAGCAUGGUGGAUCCAAAUGUUCUUCGGCAGAUCGUUCAUAGCGCUGUGGAGCGCGCUAUAGCGGAAAUAAUCACACCAGUAGUAGAGCGCUCGGUUACCAUCGCUUCUAUCUCCACAGUUCAGCUCGUCUCGAAGGACUUCGCAAUUGAGCCGGAUGAGGAGAAGAUGCGCCAUGCGGCAGGCAUCAUGGUGAGGCAACUCGCUGGAAGCUUAGCCCUCGUGACCUGCAAGGAGCCCCUAAAAGUCAGCAUGACAAACUAUAUCCGGAUGAUCCAGCAAGAGUAUUCGGAUCAACCAAUGCCCGAAGGUUUGAUCCUGAUGUGCGUCAAUGAUAAUCUCGAUGCUGCUUGUGGGAUUGUCGAGAAGGCAGCAGAGGAGAAAGCUCUACCUGAGAUAGAAAAGGUCAUCGAACCUCAACUGGAGGCGCGCCGGCGUCAUCGGGCCACCCGACCGAAUGAGCCAUUCAUCGACCCGUCUAUGAACCGUUGGGGUCUUUUUAUUCCCGAACCUUAUCGACAAGCCCCUGGAGGGUUGAACAAGGAACAGCUGGCCAUUUACGAAGAAUUCGCACGCCAGUCUCGCGGUCCGGGAGCAGCCCAUAUUCAAAACAUCUCUUCCGAUUCCGGUCGGCAACUCCCUGAUGUUCUUCAGGAAUCAUACCCAGCAAUUCCGAACCUAUCUACCCCGGCAGAACAGCCUGCUGUUCCUCAUAGGACCCCACAGGCGCAGCAAGAGGCUCGACUGCAGCAGCCUGGGCUUGUUGGCACGCAGCCACAGUUGAACGGGUUCCUCGAGGCUCAAAGUCCACGGGACAAGGUCGAAAGCAUCGUUUCCGACCUUCAACAAGUUGCCCGCAAUUCUUCUGAAGAGCACGUGAAAGACUUGGGCCGUGACAGUUCCGUCUUACAGGAGUACAACCAAGCACUGCGCACCAUACUGUCUACGCCCAAUGGGGAUGAGUUGGCUAGAUUGACAUCGCUCAAAAUCUGUGCGACUUUAUACUCCCAAACCCAAGGAACGCUCGAAAUUGAGGUUCUAGUGCACCUCCUCGCCAAAUUAUGCGAUAUGUCGUCUAUUGUCGCACGUUACACUUGGGCAGUGCUUUCAGACAUUGAUGACGAGCACAUGUUCAACGUGCCAGUAACAGUUGCGCUCAUUGAUGCUGGGCUUCUUGAUAUUCGUCGCGUCGACAUGAUCAUCACGAAGAUGGUCCUUCAAAAGAGUGCCGGCGCUUUGGAGCUUCUUGGAAACCUGAUGGACCGUGUUCUAUUCAGCGAGGAGCCCUCUGCCUUGAGAUCAGAUUUCUCGGGUAGCUUGGAGGCCAUGAGCCAGUGGCUAGUGGAGGAUGCUAACAUUGUGCCGGCCAACGAUAUCAUUCGCAAGUUGCGUGAGUCUGGAAUUCCCGAACCAGUCACUGCGUUCCUCAGCGACACGGCAAGGUCGAAACGGGAUCAAAUGGAAUACAUCUUCACCGAAUGGAUUGGAAUCUACAAGGCUCCUGGUGCUACCGACCGUACCUAUUUCUCUUUCCUCAGAGAUAUGCACCAAAGACAAGUCAUGAACAAUCAGGAAGACUCUGCAUUGUUUUUCCGGCUUAGUAUUGACAUUUCGGUUGCCAUGUUUGAGCAUGAGUCUCAGAACCCUGGUGGAAGCCUGGACGAAGCAUUCCUUUAUAUUGAUGCCCUUGCUAAGCUGGUCAUCUUGCUGGUUAAAUUCCAAGGCGAAGGUACGGGGGCUGUGAAGGCUAACAAAUCCGUGUACUUCAACUCGAUCCUGUCUCUUCUCGUGCUGGUCUUGAACCAUCACCAAGUCAUGAGGGGCGAGGCCUUCAACCAACGUGUCUUCUUCAGACUGUUCUCCAGCAUGCUGUGUGAAUAUUCCAUCAACGGUCUUCAGUACAUCGACCAGCAUAAGGACAUGAUGUUUGCCUUUGCCAACAAAUUCAUGUCUCUCCAACCGAAAUAUUGCCCCGUUUUUGUUUAUGGAUGGCUUUCUCUUGUUUCCCACAGAUUCUUCAUGUCCGGCAUGUUGAACAUGCCCGAACGAGCAGGCUGGGGACCAUACUGCGAACUUAUGCAAGGCCUGCUCUCUUAUAUUGGCGAGCAGCUCAAGCCUGCCGACAUUUCCUACGUUGCCAAGGACUUGUACAAGGGCGUGCUUCGCAUCCUGUUGAUACUGCACCAUGACUUUCCCGAAUUUGUGGCGGAGAACCAUUUUCAGUUUUGCAAUGUCAUCCCCGCACACUGCGCACAGCUUCGGAAUCUUGUUCUCAGUGCUUAUCCGUCGUCAUUCCACAAACUUCCAGACCCAUUCAGGGAGGGCCUGAAGGUUGAACGCUUGGAAGAGAUGCGGGAAGCCCCGAAGAUCGCGGGUGAUGUUGCUGCUCCUUUGCAACGGGCCAACAUCCAGAAUGUCGUCGACAGUGCUCUUCAGGGCAGCAGUGUGCCCGAACCAUCUGUUCUGCAAAUUUGUGAAGCCAUCUAUAACCCCACAGCUAAGGAAACUGGUCUUUUCUAUGGCCCGAUAAAUGUCAACGUCGUUUUGGUGAAUGCACUGGUACUCUAUAUCGGCCAAGCUGCAAUCUCCACCAACUCCUCCAAGGGCAAUACCCGUGCAGCUUUCGACAACACUAUCCAUUCAGCACUCCUGGAAAAGCUCGCAAAGGCGCUACGACCCGAGGCCCGUUAUUACCUGCUGAGCGCGAUGGCGAAUCAACUCCGUUACCCCAACAGCCACACCUAUUAUUUCAGUUUCGCCAUUCUUCGCCUCUUCGGUGCAGAAAACUCGGAUCAGGAUGAAUCCGAUAUCCGUCAACAGAUCAUUCGGGUGCUUCUGGAAAGACUCAUUGUUCACCGCCCCCACCCUUGGGGUUUGAUCAUUACUUUGCAGGAGCUGCUCCAGAACCGGGGCUACUCAUUCUUCCAACUUCCUUUCAUCCAGGCUGCGCCUGAGAUUGGUCGCCUGUUCGAUGCCCUCCUGCAGCACAUUCAACAGCAAAGCCCUAGAGCUCUGGCCUAA